UCAGCAUACUGUCUUGUAAGUUCAGACAGCAGCAGACCUCAAAAUAACUUUUCCUUAUAUAAGAUUCUAUUUCUCGCAAAGAUUUUCUAGAAUCAGGAACAUUAAGAAAAAACGGUUUAUGAUUAAUAGGAUACGGAAGGAAAAUGUGUUCAAGGUUCCUAAAACAUAAAUUCUUGAUAUAUCUGGAAAGUGCCUAUCACAUUGUGGGCACUACCAAAACAGAUGAACAGUAAUAAUAAUAUUCUGCCUUCACCACAAAGUCAGUUGCUACAUACUUAAGCUUGGGAGGAUUAUAUUUUUAUCCCUAAAUAUUGGUAAACAUUGAUUUCGCUGUACACAAACUGAUGAAAAUAAUAUUUCCAUCGAUACUUGAAAUUUACAAGGGCAAAAUAAGAAAAAUAUUGCUUGAGAACUUAUUAGAGUUUGCUAUAAGAGCUUGUGGACAAGUGUAUAGGUUCACGUAUUCACAUUGUGAUGAAGAGUGAUAAAGAAAUUGUUGGCACACUCUUAGGAUUUGAUGACUUUGUCAACAUGGUGUUAGAGGAUGUUACAGAGUUUGAAAUCACACCCGAAGGAAGAAGAAUAACAAAAUUAGAUCAGAUCUUGCUAAAUGGAAAUAACAUAACAAUGCUGGUUCCUGGAGGAGAAGGACCUGAAGUGUAAAUUGAUUCAUUUGUCAUCUAUGAAGACUCUUGUUAUAUAUUCUGUUAUCUCAAUGGAGUGCUUUUGGUUUUCAUUUUGUUUACAUUUAAAGUUGAUAUUUGAUAAAAGGUAAAAUUUCCUAUUCAGGGAAGAUGCAUUGCUGAUGCUGACUUUGUAAGUUAAAAUCAUGACUUUAUUGUAAAGACCGAUCUGCUGUUGAGAAUAAAACAAACAUUUUCUUUUUGUUAAA
Malaclemys terrapin pileata is the source of this 892-nucleotide messenger RNA. RefSeq names its product LSM5 homolog, U6 small nuclear RNA and mRNA degradation associated (gene LSM5). Bases 475 to 663 code for a protein of 62 amino acids. Gene Ontology annotation, biological process: mRNA splicing, via spliceosome. The transcript has 5 exons. NCBI's taxonomy places the organism in Eukaryota, Metazoa, Chordata, Testudines, Emydidae. The record is from RefSeq and is a predicted model, not a curated record. Gene Ontology annotation, molecular function: RNA binding. Gene Ontology annotation, cellular component: U4/U6 x U5 tri-snRNP complex; Lsm1-7-Pat1 complex; U6 snRNP.